CCUUUUACUCCGCAGCUCCGACCAAAACAAACCGGCCACACGUAGGUCACGGCGACGCAGGAUCGUUGUUUUUUCGCCUUUUGCGGGGGUUUCGACGCCCAACUUCCUUUGAACCGAGCCGAAGAGACGCCGAAAUGCGAGUGCGAACUUGUUAUCAGGAAUGCGCGCUGAAUUUUGCGCGUCGGCCGGCACGGCGUUGAUUCUGCUGCUCGUCUCAGCGCUGCUCGACUUGAGGAGCAAAAGCAAGAGAAUGGAGGAGGGAUCGUCGUUUUCGUACCUGAGGCCGAGAGGGGCCCUCGCCAGGACCCUCUACGAGCGGAUGGCCAAUGACAAGGCCGUCGAGGAGUUUGAUAAGAAAAAGUGGUAUAUGUGCAACCUAGACGCCAUCCAGGAUGAAAAACUUCGCCAGAUGUUUGUGCAACUUGAGCUGGACAAAGAAACGGAGCAGUUCCUCGAGGACAGCACGAAAAAGUCAGAGAACAUCAUCUUACAGAUGUGGCACACGAUGGUCAGUGCUGUCCUCCAGUGGUUCCUCACCAGGACUUCCAUAAACGGGUUGCUGUCUCGCGGCUCGAUGUUCAUCUUCUCGACGAGCCACUUUCGGCGUCUGCUGCCGCGCGUUCCCGGCGGCACGCUGCUCGACCUGGGCGCAGGCGACGGAAUGAUCACCGACGUGAUGGCCCCAACCUUCGGCCAGGUGUUCGCCACCGAGAUGUCGCCCACGAUGCGCCACUCUCUCGCACAAAGAGGCUACAAGGUGCUUGACGUAGAAAACUGGAGCGAAAGUGGUCCUUUCGACGUGGUAAGCUGUUUGAACCUGCUCGACCGCUGCAGCAAGCCCUGGUCCUUACUGACUGAAAUCCGAAAGAGCCUAGUGCCUGACACAGGCAGACUGAUAGUGGCCCUAGUCCUUCCAUUCCAGCCAUAUGUUGAAGCCAACUCGCCCGACCACAGCCCAGAGGAGUCUCUCAACAUCAAUGGCGAGAGAAUCGAGGACCAGAUCAACUCGACAGUGCUGGUGUUGCAGUCUGCCGGCUUUGAGAUUGAGCGGUGGACGCGUCUUCCUUACCUGUGCGAAGGCGACCUUGGACAGUCCUACUACUGGCUCGACGACGUCGUUUUUGUCCUCAAGCCAGUCUGACCAAAACGCUGCUUCUACUUUGAAGUCUAGAUAGAAAAAAAUAAGGUGAUAUUCGUUACUCGCGCAGACCAAUUUUUCUCUAUUCACCAUAUCUUGUCAACUUCUGCCUUAAAAUAUAAUAAUAAUAAUAUAUGCUGUUGAUAUUGGAGCGUGAAAUAAGGGGAAUGCUCCUAUCAAUCCGAAAUCUGUGCUGCCUACCAUUCUACAGGGAUUUGUAAAAGAUGACAAUUUACCAAAGGAAGUGAUCCUGUUUUUUAUGGUUAAUUAAAUUCACCAUUUUGUUGGUUAAAAGUUUCAACUAAAUUUAAAAUCUAAGUUAUAAAAUUGUGCAAUUUCUAUACUUUUGGAAAAGUUUGUUUCCCCCCCAAUUUUUGCAACAGAAAUUUAAUGGUUUGAAGUAGAGUCUCAUCUGCUUUAAUUUGGCUAUCUCAAAUUUUAAAUAGAAUUAAAUUUUUAAAAUGGCUUUUCUCAUAAAUUUGAGAAAGAUAAUUUUUUAAAGCUCGCUAAAAAUUGCCUAUUUCGUCAGCUUUCUGAAUAUGAAAGAAAUUUGUUCUAGCACUCAUAGCUGCUGAAUUAGAAAGCAAUGCUCGCACCUCUUUUGUAAUUCGUUAAAUAUAUAUUUUUUAAAUAUAUGCAAAUAAAAAAUUAUCGAUACGCAUUUCAAAAUCCAAUAUAUUUUAAAAAUUAUUUCCUUUCCGCAAGGAAUUCAUUAGGUGGCAUAGUUUUAUCGUGUCACGGUCUGGAGCCUAGUAAAAGUCUGUGAAAACAUGAAGAUAACUUAAAAAAAUACUUAUUCCACACAAAAUUUUUAAUUAAAAUUCGAAACCAAACACGAUCUGAUAGAACUCUUCAUCAGGCAUCGAUUGAAACCAAAUCAGACUCUGCCGGGCGCAGCACAGGCCUUGAAAAAAAUUCUUAAAUGGCCAAAAUUGCAUUAACUUCCACUGUAUAAUUUUAUAACUCCGUUUCUAUCGGUCCUAAAGCUCUCUUCCAAAAUUCAAAAUGCAUCCUGUAAAAUUCUGCGUUUGUCCAACCUGCUUCCUCAAACCUGGCCGGUCGCGUAGGGGUUAAAUGAAACGAAAUAAAUAUUCAUCUAAGGGCCACAAUUGACUCUAACCUGGUGGAACACCUAUUUUUCACCCUCUCGUAUAUAUUCACAGGGUGCUCCAUCCAUAAAUCACCACCAAUUGAGUAUUGUGAUGAACAAACUUGACCUAGUAGCUUUUGCAGCCGUAGAAAGUCUCCGAAAAUCAAGCUUUGCGAAAAAAUUAACAAAUUCAUCUAAUUUCAAACUCUGUAAGUUGGUAAGAAGAAAAAAUAAUAAUUUAAUUCGGAUUGAAAGGUGCACUCUUCUUGUGAAAUUGUUGUUGGGUCUUUUUGAAGGGAAAAACGUUGCAUUCGAAUUGGUAAAAGAUUUUAUUCCACUUGAAUCAUGAUAAACAUAACGAUGAAGAUUAAAACAGUCUUUAAAGAUUCUUCCAAGCUUGAAUUUCCAUUUUUUGUAGAAUAGCAGAACGUGUGUUAAAACGAAAAAUUGUUACAGCAAGCCAACUUUUUGACCCUCUCUAUAAUGGCGCUUAAUUUGUUACCUCCGUCUUUUGUAGUAUAUUUCUUUCGAUUUUCGCUCUCUGCGGUCGGUCGGACAGCAAGCGCCAUUUAUACAGUUUUUUACACUAAUAAAUCUUUGCGACAAAUAAAA
Molecule: messenger RNA, 2840 nt
Organism: Cloeon dipterum
Lineage: Eukaryota; Metazoa; Arthropoda; Insecta; Ephemeroptera; Baetidae
Product: protein-L-histidine N-pros-methyltransferase
Exons: 5
Coding region: 161-1141 (326 amino acids)
Molecular function (GO): protein-L-histidine N-pros-methyltransferase activity
Source: RefSeq, a predicted model, not a curated record